Molecule: messenger RNA, 2403 nt
Organism: Aplysia californica (California sea hare)
Lineage: Eukaryota; Metazoa; Mollusca; Gastropoda; Aplysiida; Aplysiidae
Product: IQ domain-containing protein K
Exons: 8
Coding region: 186-1061 (291 amino acids)
Molecular function (GO): protein binding
Source: RefSeq, a predicted model, not a curated record
AUAGACUUUAUUUACAUUUUUGACAGGCAUGCAUUUUAAAGCAAAAUUGUAGAAUGUAAUAAGAGCUAUUUAAACCUUCCUAUCAAUGAGUCUACCCUUCAGAUAUAGAGGUUAGAAUUUCUAAAGAAAAAACUUCUAGGUCGCACUUGCAUCCGGUUGAUGUGUGCUGUGGCUCUGUAAACAACAUGUCGGUCAUAACAAAAGUUCCCGAACCAAACUUGUGGGAGGAAAUAUGCAAAGAGUUUACACAUCAGAAGCCUCCUUUCACUCCUGAUGAUGAUGCAGCAUCUGUGACAACAGACUACAGUGACUAUGAUCCAUCUCGACACAAUCCCGUUUUUUACGGGAAAAUGUUUGCACCAGUGCGAACUGAUGAAGAUGCAACAGGAGAAUUUGAUGCAGCUGAUAGCCACCCAUCUUGUGUUGGUUUCACUUUUACUGAGAAGCCGCCAAAAGCAGCUAGCCCACCACCUCCAUUGCCCCCAAACAAGAAUACUUGUACUCCUACAGAAUACUUGAAUCACUAUGUCUUUCCAUGGCUCCUUCCUGCUCUAGAGGCAAUGCUGAAACAAGCAAAGCUUGAAAAAUGCUUUGAGGAAGAACCUCUGACUGAUGAAGAUAAAAGGCGUAGAACAAAGUUCAAUGCUUGUGACUUCAUCACUGAACAUUUGUACAGACAUAAUCCCAACUCAAAAAGUGAUGGGAGAGCAGACAUUGAGCUGUGGGACAUUCCUUUUGUGAAAGAGUGGCUGAAAGAUCACCCUCGCCCACCUCUACCAAUGUCUCUGAUUUGGACAGAUGAAGAAGCUGCCUUGAUCAUUCAGUCAUUCUGGAGAGGUUACUUGGUCCGGAGAGACCCAGAGGUGCAGGAGCUGAGAUGCUGGCAGAGAGAGUGGCGAGAGGAGAACAGGGGCAUACAACAUAGGGUCUCAGAGUUCUGGGAGAAACAGAUGCCGGAUGGAGACCAGCCCACUCCGAAUGCCUCAGAGCAACAGAUAGACCAGCUGAAGCCAGAGGAACCAAGUGUUGUGAUCAAAAGUCCAGUCCCCACCAGUGAAUAAAAUUGUUUGCUUUCCUCCACAUCAGUUUGAUUGAAAUGAGUCCGUAUCACUCUGAAAAACCACAGUGAGAUGUUUAUUAUUGAAAAAAAUGUUUGCAGAUUUAGUAUUGGCAAGGUCGCAUGAAGUCUACAAUUUAUAAAGAUAAGUAAUAUUAUAGAUGAUAAACAUAUUAUAUACAUCUGUUCAAAUGUUUUAUUAGUCCUAUAUAUAAAAUAUGGAGAAUUUUGACUGAGAAAUCAGGGAAACUUUUCUUCAUGCUGUAAGGAACUGUCACACUAUAAUGUACAGAAAUGUAUGCCAAGUUCAAAAGUAUUUUGAACCCACGGUAAAAACUGAGGUUUUGUCAUUUGUGCAGAGUGCAUAAAAUUGCAUUCAGUGAAGAGAAACCCUUGAAAAAUCAAGAUUUCAGCUUUGAAUUUUUCUGGAGGAAGUACAAACCCUGGUUCUACACUAUAGCUUAAUCCCUUAUUUUGAACACUACACUUUGUUUAGAUGAAAAAUAAGGCAGACAGUAUCAAUGAGUAAAAAAUAAAAAUAAGUCCACAAAAUAUAAAGCUAUAAAAAAAAACAGACGACCACAGUCAAUACAAUUUUCAUAUAACAAUAACAGUUAGGCAAUCAGAAGUGACAGAUCAAUACUUUUAUUUCGUAUUGCACAUGAACAGAUUAAAUACGGUAACACAAGUUCAUACUUUACAGGAAAAAAUGUUUUCCUUCUCCAGAACAAUUCAGAAUCGAAUUGAUAGCAUCUUGCAUAAAAUUUCAAAGAUGUUUUAAAGAACAUAAGUUAGUUCUACGAACAGUUACAUAUGCCCUGAAGCGUAGAAAAGUACAAAUUUUGAUUGCAAUCAGCACAAGAUCUCAGCAACAGGUAUUACUUGAAGUAUGUCUUACUCGAAUCAGCAACCAUGGUCAUGAUGAAAGUUGUAGGAGCACUUUUUUUGUGUUGAGGAGGGAUGAGUGGGUAAUGUUUUAGUGUUGCUUUCUCUUUCAAAGAUAUUAAUGUUUUAUUUGAUUGCUGAAAAGUCAAAAAGGAUGGGGCUAGAAGGUGACUACUCUGGGUGUUGCCUCACAGCGCACAAACUUGAUGACAAAAGCAUCCUCACUUAUGUACAGUUGCUGAUACAGCUCCUCAUGGUGAAAUAUUUCGAGUGCCUGGAGCAAGCGUUAAUAAUCUGGAAAAUGCUGAGAACUUUCCAAGUGUUUGCUUGAUCUUUUUAAUUAAGAUCACAUGUGUAAAUUCCACUGAAAAUGAGUUUCCCCAGCUGUGCAUGUUUUAUCGCUGUAAGGCGUUGUGUUGAAUUGCUAUGAUAUAAAUAAAAUCUGAACAAAAGAAUAACAU